AUGUUCCAGCAAUGCGAUUCUGCCAGCGAUGAUAAACCUCCGCCCAAACGGCGCAAGGUUGCGAAAGCUGGACCUUGGGACCUCUUCAAGAAGAAUGGGAUCUCAGCGACUGGAAUUCCCAUGGGCUAUAUUCCAUUGGCACGAUUGACUUUACGCAUGAAAUUGUCAAAGAAACUUUUGCACCAACACUCCGCAGAGUCGGAAACCCGAAUUCCCGUAGUACUCACGGUCAAUUCGGAUCAGCAACAUGGCUCGGGUGGCAAACCCUCCUGCGCCCAACUUGAAGUUACCAACCAAGCCGGAGCGCAGCUGCUUUCGUAUUCAUGCUGUGAGCCGGCGCUGUUUGAUCUGAUCAAGCAGAUCCAACUCGCCAGUGAAUUGACACCCGCAAAUCGAUCGUCAUCCCGCACUCCGGUUGCCUGUCACCAAGCUCACUUGCACGCGUCACCUGACAGCGAGUAUAUAAGCCUAGAAGUGGUAACUCUCUGGACCGAAUCCUUGGAAACUCCUGAUCUCAAAAAGUUGCAAGACUCAGCCCUUGAGGUUUUCACCAAGUAUGUGCUUCAAGAGGGUUCUCCUCAGGGACGCAUUCCCGAUCAAGGCAGUCGCCGUGAGGCAAUGCUGGGGGAACCCAAGGAAUGGUCUCCUCGCCAAUUCUAUGACAGCGUACACGUCCCCGAAAGCGCGGAUACUACAGCGGAAAAAAUAAAAUUCCCUGGCAUGGAAUGUGAUCUGUUCCCGUUCCAAAAGCGUGCAGUCCGAUGGUUGCUACAACGAGAGGGUCAAGAGGUGCAGGCCGAUGGCCGCCUUGCUCCCAUGGAGAACUUGCCAAGUGUCAUUUGUUCAUGA
This is a messenger RNA of Penicillium olsonii, 849 nucleotides long. Lineage: Eukaryota; Fungi; Ascomycota; Eurotiomycetes; Eurotiales; Aspergillaceae. The record is from the annotation of a GenBank genome assembly.